AGUCUCUGAGACGAGACCGAGUGCCGCGUGGAUCUCUCCUCAAAAGCUGAGCGUCCAGGGAAAGAGCGCGAGGGAGUGUUUGUGAAUAAGAUUUCACGGAAUUCAAAACAUCUCUGAAAAAAAAAAAGAAGCUCGGAGAAGAAAGAACAAUGUCAAGUGCAUUCAUGAGACGAAACUCCAGCAAGGAAGGUUUGCAGAAGCUCUUGAGAGUGACGGCCCAGCGAAGUGUCGAAGAUGCUGAGGAGAUCGAGAGAGAAAGGCGACGUCGGGCCCGGGAGGCUUUCCGCAAUCAACAUAGCCUGUCUAGAUCUGCCGGGUCCCCUCAGGACAGUGUGAACCACCCACCUGAGGCCAGCCUCUACGAAAGCGAACUCAAACCCAGCAGAAAUAUUGCUGUGGAUGAGGAUGAAGGUUUCAGCGAUUGGACCCAGAAGUUGGAACGGAAAAUGCGGCCGAAAAUAGAUGAGAAUGGCAUUGGAGAAGAGUUGCAAGAGAAGGAGAAAAAUGUAAAUCCAAUAUCUAGACAAAGAGAGAAAACCAGCUUCACCACCUCCAAACAGUAUCAGCAAAUUCAGGACAGGGAGGAAGAGGAGAAAAUACCAGAGAUGAGGAGCGCUGAGAGACGAAUGGAGAUCAGUGAAAGGGUGAGCAGUCAAAAACCAGAGGAAUGGCAUGAUGACACGACCGACAGCAAAAGACAACAGGAAAUAAAACCACCAAAGGAGAACAAGAUAAAAGAGGAGAGGAAGGAGGUAAAGGUGUCAUACACAUCUAAAGUCUUCCUACAGCAAGACAGAACAACUAAUGGCAAUGAAGAGGCGUCUGCAGAGGAAAUUACAUCACAUCUUAUCAAAACCAAAAGAUCACCGAGCAGGUCUGUAAAUGCAGAUCAGGCCUUUGAAAGUAAGAAAGACAUGCAUGCCGGUUUGGAGACAGAGCUAAAGCUCGAGAAGAUUAGACAUAGCCACCAAGAAAAGGCGAGCCAGGAAAUGGAGCACCUACAGCAGCGUCAGGCCAAGGCUGAGUUGGAGCUAGAGGAACUGAAAAAGAAGAGAGAGGAACGUCGCAAAGCUCGUGAAGAGGAGGAGCGGAGGAGAGAUGAAGAGGAACAGCAGAAAACAGCCAAACAGGAGGAGGAAAAGAGACAGAUGAAGGAGGACAUUGAGAGGAGGAGGAUGGAAGCGGCAGAGAAGAGAAUGAAGAAUAUAAACAUCACUUCCACAGAUGGUGAUGACCCAUUUAACCCUCUAAACCCAAUCAGUCCAACUUUCAAGAUCACAGAGAGAACAGAAUCACUGAAUCGAUCUUUAAAGAAAAGUAACAGUUUCAAGAAGUCCCAGAGACCCGUCCUCCUGCCUAAGAUUGACGACAAACUGGAACAAUACACGCAUGCAAUCCAGAACUCGUCUAAAGAAGCAAAGAUGACUAAGCCAGUAGUAGUGGAUAUGCCAUGUGUCUCUACUCCGGUGGCCUCCAAAAAAAAUCUGUUUGAAGCAGGAGAGGCCUGGAGUCAAACCAGCCUAAAAGGAACGCCCUCAAAGGAUACAGACAUUGUGAAAGUCGGAGUAGCAACUUUGAUCAACCAUUGGGUGAAAGGAAGUCCAGAAGGCGGGAACAGACACUCCCCUUCCACACCAUCUGAUCUUAAACCUGGAGAUGUUCUGCAGAAAAAGAACAUGUGGGAAAUUAUUGGAGAAGGUUCUGCGGCAGAGAAGCCAGGACUGGGAGGAAAGGGCUCCUCCUCAGGUAAACGGUACAAGUUUGUUGUGACAGGCCAUGGCAAAUACAACAAGAUUUGAAGGUGAUCACUACAGUGUCUACCCAAAUGGAAAACCAAAUGAAUUAUCCAGCGAUGAUUUGUGAGGAAUUUAAUUCAGCAAUAGCAUCUUUCCAGAUUCACCAUGAACAUAUACAUUAACACACACACACACAGCCUAAUAUAUAUAUAUAUAUAUAUAUAUUCAGGGUAGGUUAUUGAUUAUUGGUUUUAAAUCAAAUUUCGAUUUGAUUGUCAUUCAUGGUUAUGAAUUACUUUUUUUCAGUUAAAUAGGUCUAGAAGAAAAAGAGAGAUUCAGAAAGCAGCUAUUGGGUUUUUGUUUUUUGAUUAAUGAAACAUAUGGCAACAGUUUAUUACGUUGCUGUCCCUCAAAGAACAAAUGCACUGAUCUACUAUAUUGUUACACAUCCGAUUUGCUUCCAACUGUCUAUGUUCAUCUAGGACAUAACAGAUUGUGUUUAUAUGAAUACUCCACACAAUGUGCAUUUUGACAUAAUUGUGUGUGUAUGUGACCAUCGGAGCGCAAUAGGCUGUGAAAGAGAACUGAUUGAGAUCGUAAGCAUCUGAGUGCCGCAUGCGAGUCCAUUUUCGCGGCUUAUUGUAAUUAAUAACACUAAUAUGUCAAUAGCUUUAAGUACAGCAAAGUUUAAGUAAUGUACCACACUAGAAUAUGGAUUUUUUAAAUUUGUGAAUCGAUGCAAAUCGGCAGAAGAUAGAAUUGCGAGUCAUAUGUGAAUCAAAUCCCACCCCCACCCAAAUAAGGAAGAAACAAUUGCAAUGUAUGUAUACAAUGUAUGUGCUUAUCUGUCUUUGAUUUUAGAUGAUUGCUUAUUUUUUUAAAGUUCUAAUGUCAAGGCUUUGGAUUGUUUUCUUAAAAUCUAUUUGUCAUACGAUGUAAAGCAAAAAAAAAAAAAAAUUAUUCUCUUAUUAAAUUUUUUUUUCCUCAGUAUUUUUCUGCAGUAUUUGUGCUGAUAUUAUGUCCACUUUUAACAAUGUAUGAGUGUGAACUGAAUGUGAACGUCAAACAGAUAGAUACAAUUUUUGUCAACUACGUUUUUAUAUUGAUUUUAUAUGCUAUUUUUAUACUCUGACACAUUGUUACAUUUAUAUAGUAUAUUAAUAGUAGAAUAAUCCAAAAACUUUCCAAAUUCCGGCAGCUGAUUUGUAUGCCUUAUAAGUCAUUAGCAAUCUUUGUGUUAUAUUUCAUUACAAAUAUGACAUUGAUUUUCUUACCUCUCUGCUAUUGUUCAUCGUUUUGCAUUACAUAAUUGACUACACUCUUUGGUUUUCAAGAAAACACUGGAAUUAGUCCAUUUAUCAGAUUUAUAAUAUUAAUAUAAUCCUGUUUGUUUAGUUAUGAACUUUUUUCUACCCAAUGGUGUCAUGGUUAAAAAAAGAAUGUGAUUUAUAGUCCAUUAACGUUUUUAUUUUCAAUAAACUUGAUAUUUUGUAUGAUU
Messenger RNA from Pimephales promelas (fathead minnow), 3234 nucleotides. It is a transcript of the gene lsp1a, whose product is annotated as lymphocyte specific protein 1 a. The record is from RefSeq and is a predicted model, not a curated record. Gene Ontology annotation, molecular function: actin binding; myosin binding; calmodulin binding. Lineage: Eukaryota; Metazoa; Chordata; Actinopteri; Cypriniformes; Leuciscidae. Gene Ontology annotation, biological process: muscle contraction.